Corvus hawaiiensis (hawaiian crow) is the source of this 1773-nucleotide messenger RNA. RefSeq names its product coiled-coil domain containing 61 (gene CCDC61). Gene Ontology annotation, cellular component: centrosome. Lineage: Eukaryota; Metazoa; Chordata; Aves; Passeriformes; Corvidae. Bases 388 to 1674 code for a protein of 428 amino acids. The record is from RefSeq and is a predicted model, not a curated record. The transcript is spliced from 14 exons.
CAACCCGAAUUUGUAUAAUGCAGUCCUCAAAAGUAGAGAAAACAGAAGCCACAUAGUCAAUUUAAGGUGCAAACCGACACUUUCAUGCUGCAAAACCACAUUUAUGCAUUCCAAGGUUUAUGUUUUUAAAGUUCAGAGACUCCGGGAACGGAGCGGGACGAACCCCCAACUAAAGGCGGGCGGGAAGCAGGGGAAAGGGCGGGCCCUGCCACAGGCAGGCGUGGCUCCUCCCCUUUCCCAGGAAUGACUGACAGCAGCAGUAACCAAUGGUGCCGUGGAGAUGGGGCGCGGGCUUCUCCUGACAGCCAAUGGCAGCGGGAGGCUGGAGAGCAGCGGGGGCGGGCAGAGCAGUAACGGCAUUGCCAUGAUGGGCGGCGCCAGCAGCCAAUGAGCGGCGGAGCGGCGUGUGACCAGCCAAUGAGACAGCGCGGGACCCCUCGCACCAUGGGCGAGCCGCGGUACCUGCAGGCCGACUGCGCUUUCCGGCCCGGGGCACACACGGUGCGGGUGACCCUGGCCCGCACUACGUUGCGGGUGGAGGUGGAGGCUCACGGCACCGCCGACCUGUGGAGAGGCGAGUUCGAUGCCACCUUCGUCGAGGACCUGACCCGCAAAACGGGGAAUUUCAAGCAGUUUGGCAUUUUCUGCAGCAUGCUGGAGUCGGCACUGACGCAGAGCAGCGAGUCCGUCAGCCUGGAGCUCCUCACCUACACCGACUUGGAAACCCUGCAUAGCCGGAAAGUGGGGGCAAUCACCCGGCCUCCCCCUUCCUCCUCUUCCCCCCUCAACACCAAGCGCUACCUCAUCCUCAUCUACUCUGUGGAGUUCGAUAGGAUCCAUUACCCACUGCCACUGCCCUAUGCGGGUCGGCCGGACCUUGUGGCACUGGUGCGGGAGCUGCAGGAGCAGCUGGCGCAGCUCCGGGCCCAACGUCUGGAUGAGACCCAGCGCUUGCGGGAUGUGCUGUGGCGGGCACUGGAGGAGAAGCGGGCAGCAGAGGCCCGGCACCAGCGCGAGUACCAGCAGCUGGCUGCAGAGCUGGCCCAGGCAAAAGCGUCGGAGCAGAGGCUGCAGAUGCGGGUGAAGAACCUGACAGCUGAACUGGCCUCCUACAGGAGGGGCCGCCAGAAAUCUGCCAGCCCGGCCCUGCGCCCCCCGGAGCGACGCUCAGCAUCCCUGGAGAGCCACAGGAGCAGCCGGGGCCACCCCUCGCCACGGUCCCUGUCGCCUGCAGGCUCCCGCCCACCACGCUUUGACCCCACUGCCUUUGUCAGGGCCCGGCAGUGCCGGCAGAAGGAAGCUGAGCUCAGAAACCAGCGGCGUGGAGUGGCUUCUGGCAGCACCAGCCCGGCGAGGAGCCACAGGCGCAGCUCAUCGGCCGAAAGCUCCCGGAGCUGGCGCUUGGGAGUGAGCUCUGGCAGCAAAGCCAAUGAGCGCCCCGAGCCCGUGCCCUGCAGGGACAGGAGAGUGACCCGUACACGGAGACCCCUAAGCACCUCAUCCUGCAUGGUGCCUCACCCAGCUGCCAGCCACAAGCUGCCGGCAUGCAGGACUGUUGGCAAGCGCCCUGGUAAAGAGAACCACUCCAAGGAGCCCUCAGCUGAACUGGCUGAGAUCGAUGCCCGGCUGCAGGCUCUGCAGGAGUACAUGGACAGCCUGAACACCCGCAUGUGACCCCCUCCAGGGACACACACCCUCUCCCUGUGCCCUCAGGGGGUGAACAGUGGUGGUGUGGUGCAAGUGUCCCCCCAAAUAAACCCUUGUGAGGCGCCA